This is a messenger RNA of Rotaria sordida, 288 nucleotides long. NCBI's taxonomy places the organism in Eukaryota, Metazoa, Rotifera, Eurotatoria, Philodinida, Philodinidae. The record is from the annotation of a GenBank genome assembly.
AUGUCUAGUACCGGCUCAGAUUUAAGUACUAGUGGAAUUAUUGGUAUUGUUGUGGGUGGUGUAUUUACAAUUGUUUCUAUUAUUGGAAUUAUUGUAGCUCUAUGUGCUUUGUGUGGUAAGAAAAAUAAUCCAACACAAGUACAACCAUAUUAUCCAUAUCCCAAUUCACAAAAUCCUUAUGGCCAACCAAUGGCUCAAGGUUAUUACCCACAACAACAAGCUUGGAACUCACAGUCGAUGACUUAUAUAGAAAAUCCUUCUUACGGUAGUUCAAAAACAAACUAUUAA